UAGGCCUACAGCUGUUAUAAGCGGCUAGGAAUAGGGAAGUAAAGUGGCAGUUGGCAGAUCGUAUUGCUGAAGUAAGGCAUCAGCGAUGGAACAAGAGGUUUGUCGACUGGGCUCGUCACGGCACUGAGUGUGGGCUCUUGCAGGCUCCCAUAUAUUCAGGAACCAGUACAUGCCCAGUACUUACCAACAGUGCGUAAUAGAGACGCGACCGACCGGCGAAAUCCCAAGCUGCUAACGAGCCAAUCAGUAGCGAAAAAACAAAAAAAACAUGGAACUUGGGAAGGAAACCUAAAAAAAGCUUCGGAAAAUGGCAGAUGGAUAACUGAAACACAAAUUUCGAUACCCUACUCUCUUUCAGUAACGGUAAUCCAUUGACCUGUCACCGAUUGCAUCACCUGAGCUCUGGGUCAUGGUGAUCACCUGAAGAACAUCCACCCCUACCACCCAUCUCAAGAAUUUCCCCCUUAUGCAAACUAGGAGGAGGGAGUUUCUUCAUAUGAUCCCUACAAAAAUUAUUUCAUCAUUAGAACUAAGAUGUUAAAUAUCCUGGCACGACAGACAUGGAGACAGCCAGUGCUAUGUUCCUCUAAGGUGCUGAUGGCUACGAGGACUCUGGCCGGUGAACAACAGGCACGAGUGAGACCCAGUAACUUAGGACCUCAGGAGAAGACCAAGACCUCUCACUACCUCAGGAGCUGGUACUCAAUCAUCUACCAUCAUUAUAAUGACACGACCAGCCAGCCAGAAGCAAAGUUAUUUAUUUCUUAUUUCCCCAAAAUUAAAACUGUCCUGAAGCCAAUUUUUGAUGAAGUGUUGACUAUACUUCAGUGUCAAGGCUACAGCUGGGAGGAAGUGAAGGAAUAUAGGGGAGUUCUCUUGCUGUCACCGAGUCAGUUGAGACGACGCCUACAAAUCUUUCAUGACUUCUCCAUUGACAGACCUACGCUGCAUCAGGUAUUUUAUGUGUCGGAGUUCUUGGACUGUAAUACAAGUGUUCUGAGAGUCAAUGGAGUUUAUUCUCAAGGCUAUGACAUUUUGCCUCACCUCCUAGACAGUGUCAAAGAUCUCAGUCUUCCUCAACAUAUACUUGACCAGUUUGACUCACAGUUUGACGACACUGUUCCUCUGAAGGACAUAUACCUGUAUCUUCUGAAGCACUACUUAGCACAGAGGUUUUCAAGGGACAUUGAUGACAUCGAGAUGUUGUUUGACAAGGUUGGACUCCCUACCUGGAAGUCACUUGCUGCCUACGUUCACAUCUGUGAUAUCAUUAUCAAUUCAUUAGGCCUUGAUUUUGAAACGAUACAAGCCAACCCACUCUUGUUAAACUUGGAACCUGAAGAAGUGAAGAAAGUUUUGGAAAGAUACCCAAACAUUGGCAAGUCUUCAACAGUAGAUAUCAUUAAGGAAUUUCCCAACUUCCUUUUUAUACCAUUUUUGAAAAUAGACCUCUGGCUAACUCUGCUUCACAGGUAUAAAGUAACAGAAUUCACCGUUGAUGAGUACACUUUACGCCUUUUUAAAAGCACUGCCUUCAAGGAUGUUGAAAAGAGAUUGCAAGUUUUGAUGGAGCUUCCUGAAUGGAAGGUCAUCUGUAUGUCUGAGAAGUUGCUCCGUAUUCUGCGAGACUCAAAAUCUGUUAAGGAGUUAUUAAACGCUGCAGAAGCUGGAUCACUAGUAACUAUAGCAUCAGCCAUACAGGAAACUGGCGUGAAGACAAAGUUUCAUCGCAUUCAACGAGUCUCUUCAGAGCUGAUUUUAUACGUGGCACAGGAACUUGAUGUAGAGAAGCAUGAGGCAAGAGAAUUACUACAGGAAGACUUUCAACUACAAUAUGGAAUAGCCAAUGUUAAGAUGGUGCUCCAGCUGCUCUUUGACUUCGGGUUUACACGCGAACAGAUAAUAAAUGGUAUUCUGGUUCUGAACUUUGAAUACGGUGUAGUUGAACAGGGGCUGCGAGAGUUUCCUUCCAGAACAGAGGCUCAGCCGUUUCAUGAAUGGAUGGAGAAUCCAUUUGUUCUCCAACUCUUGGCUUACUGCAUCAAAAAGGAUGUCCCGCAUCUUGAGUUUCCCUUCAGAAGAUAAUAGGAUGUGCCUAUACAGAUGUCUCAUGUAUGGUUAAGAAUUAAUUAAACAUUAUUUUCUU
Messenger RNA from Homarus americanus (American lobster), 2146 nucleotides. RefSeq lists its product as uncharacterized. NCBI's taxonomy places the organism in Eukaryota, Metazoa, Arthropoda, Malacostraca, Decapoda, Nephropidae. The record is from RefSeq and is a predicted model, not a curated record. The transcript is spliced from 13 exons. The coding region runs from base 535 to 2085 and encodes 516 amino acids.